AGAGAGGGAGAGAGAGAGAGAAAGAGAGAGAGGGAGAGGGAGAAAGGCAGGACGCGCUGGAAAGAAAGAGAGAGGGAGUGUGCGAGACAAAGCGAUGAGAUUCAUCUGUGCCGUGUGCCUGCUCCUACUGUGCCCAGCAUUGAGUCUCAACAGCAGACAUGGCUAUGAGGGCCUAGAAAGGAAGCUCAAGGAAGUUUUCAUGGAGCGAAGUGGCAUCCUGCGGCAACUUUCCAAAACUACAAAGGAGCUUGAAGGAAUCAAAGGGAAUUUAAAGUUACUCAAAAAUGAUGAAGCUGUCGCAAAGAAGGAUGUUCAAAGGAUUCUGGAGCUCAGCCAGAAACAGAGGGAAGAGAUGAAGUCCCUACAGGAAGCCCUGCAAAAACAGCUUAAUGAAGCUGCAGAGAAGGCGGAGAAGCAACAGGCCACCAUCAAUUUCUUGAAGACUGAAAUGGAAAGAAAAAGCAAAAUAAUCAAAGAUUUGCAGCAGGAGAACAAAAGCCUGAAAAACAAGCUCUUGUCCGGCAGCAAGCUUUGUGGUAUCCAUGCAGAAGAGUCCAAGAAAAUACAAGCACAACUGAAAGAACUACGCUACGGAAAAAAGGAUUUGAUUUUUAAGGGGCAACAACUAACUGAUUUGGAACGCAAACUAACAGCUGCAAAAGAAGAGCUGGAAAAGGCUGCACUUGACAAGGAGUCACAGCUGAAAGCACUGAAGGAGACAGUACAUCUAUGUCUGUCAUCAGUACUGCAGAAUCAGCCUCCCACGGAUAAUCGGAUUCCUUCAAAGCAUUUGGAGAAGAUGAUGGUCACACUCACAAACAGCUCAAGGGUGACAUUCCAACAACCACAGGCAAAGGGUGUUUCUCAGUCUUUGAAGAACACUGGCACAAACAGAGAGAUCACAAACAAUGAAUCUGUGAAAAGGAACAAUAUGAAAGGCAAGGACUGCAAUUCACAAAGUGACGAUAACCUUUGUUCAGAGAAACAAAUGGCAACAGCAACAUUGGAAGCAAAGAAUCAGACUGAUGUCGAGAAUCCACAAGGUCCACCAUGGCAGAAACCUGAUAUUUUAAACUCUCCAGAAGAUCCGAAAACACUACCAGAAAAUCUGGACACCAAAAAGGAAAUGGAAAAGAACUGAUGCACAAUAGGAAGAAACCAUCUGUAGAUAUCGUCAGAAUUUUACAUUGGGAGCACUCAGUCUGUUAUGCUGUCAUUUACAUUCACCACAUUCACAUUAAAAAUGUAGCUACACAUCAGCGCAUGACCCUACCUUUUUCUUCUCAAACUGCACACUUCUUCAACCCCUUUACAUUUUACAACCUAACCAUUUUAAAGAGGACUCACCCUUGUGAAAAUGAAAUAUUGUAUCUUUAUGUAUUUUAUUGGAAUAAAUCACUUUUACAAAGUCUAGAUGAUUUGGAAACCUUU
Molecule: messenger RNA, 1431 nt
Organism: Erpetoichthys calabaricus (reedfish)
Lineage: Eukaryota; Metazoa; Chordata; Cladistia; Polypteriformes; Polypteridae
Gene: luzp2
Product: leucine zipper protein 2
Exons: 12
Coding region: 95-1141 (348 amino acids)
Source: RefSeq, a predicted model, not a curated record